Pisolithus orientalis is the source of this 1452-nucleotide messenger RNA. RefSeq names its product DnaJ-domain-containing protein. Gene Ontology annotation, biological process: 'de novo' cotranslational protein folding; regulation of translational fidelity. The record is from RefSeq and is a predicted model, not a curated record. Gene Ontology annotation, molecular function: Hsp70 protein binding; ribosome binding. Gene Ontology annotation, cellular component: cytosol. The coding region runs from base 161 to 1306 and encodes 381 amino acids. NCBI's taxonomy places the organism in Eukaryota, Fungi, Basidiomycota, Agaricomycetes, Boletales, Pisolithaceae. The transcript has 5 exons.
UGACCAUUUGAUGCUGAUGCACCGCACGAUGCCAGCGACCAAAAGCACGCAGUUUGACCUCGGACAUGCCCGUUGAUCACGUAAUCAAUAAGGCCAAAGUCUGCUUGUGCAAAAGGCGUGGUGCACGACCCUCCUCCCCAAAAACCUAUCUCUCGAGACGAUGGCUACCCCCACAGUGCUACCUGCACUCCCACAAAACUGGCAUGAACCUGCUUCGCCAGCAAAAUCUAUUUCCCCUGUCGUUCGCCGCCAACUACUACCAGCAGGUCCGGCAUAUCUCGCACAUGUCCGAAGGGUGGUGAACAAGCUUUCCUUCGAGGAAUACGACAAACAGGUCGAAGAAGAACAAAAACGGCUAGAUGCCCUCCAAGCUGAUGGAUUGAAUGGCGAAGACGAUUUGGGCGUCGGCGACGAGGAAGAGUCACCUGAGCUCCUGCUACUUGAUCCCAAGGAAUGGAAGAAACAAGACCAUUACCAGGUUCUCGGUCUUUCUCAUCUGCGAUACAAGGCUACCUCGGAGCAGAUAAAAAUUGCACAUCGGAAGAAGGUGCUUAAACACCACCCGGACAAGAAAGCCGGUAUUUCAAACAGCACCAACGAUGAUGCAUUUUUCAAAUGCAUCCAAAAGGCAUUUGAUGUACUUACCCACUCUGAGAAGCGCCGUCAGUUCGACUCCGUCGAUCCAUACUACCUUGCACUGGAGGAAGAUACCCCUACCGCAUCUGAUUUCAAGGGCAAAGACAAAGAUCAUGAUUUCUUCUUCAAGGCGAUGGGCCCAGUGUUUGAGAGGGAGGCACGGUUUAGCAAGCGGACUCCUGUGCCAAUGCUUGGUGCAUAUGGCGAUUCGAAGGAAACGGUAGAAGCCUUCUACGACUUCUGGUACAACUUUGAUAGCUGGCGGUCGUUCGAGUAUCUUGAUAAGGAGGUGAAUGAGGGUAGUGACAGUCGUGAUGACAAGAGAUACACCGAGAAGAAGAACAAGUCCGAGCGCGCACGCCGCAAGAAGGAAGAUACGGUGCGAUUGCGCAGCCUUGUUGACCUGACACUGGGGUUGGACCCACGUAUCAAGAGGAUCAAGCAGGAAGAAAAAGAAGCACGUGAAGCGAAGAAAAAAAAUAAGGCAGGGAACACGCCAGCUGAGCUGAAAGCGAAAGCAGAAGAAGAAAAACAGAGAGCAGAAGAGGAGGCGAAGAGGAAAGAGGAGGAAGAGAAGGUUGCUCGUGCGGAAGCAAAGAAGGCCAAGGCCGCCGCUGCUAAUGCGGCUAAGAAAGCACGAAGAGCACAACGCGCCGCGGAAGCCUCCUAAAAGAGACUCGAGCAUUUGGUAUGAUCGUACCUAUUUCUUAUAUGGGAUGACCUGUUUGUUCGUUCCUCCCCCCGAAUGAUGAAUGUGGUAUGUCGGUAUGAACCCAUGGAUAUUAUCGGACUGCACACUAUGCUUGUAAUGGAGAC